AUGGGUGUCUUCAUCCAAAACCCACCCUCCCAACCUCCACGCUUACCAAAUAUUGAAUGGACAUAUUCAGUGGUUGGGCGUUUCUUUGAUUUCGCACCCUCAAACACGAGUUUUAUAACUAAUAUUGUUAACAACCACUGGAUUACUAGAGGGUCUAUUCGGAUUUUACGCACUGGAGAUUACUUUAUCUUUGAAUGUCAAGAUCCGCGUGAUUGUGAUGCAAUUCUUAAUCGUCAUACAUCGGUUAUCGACGGUAAGCUUAUGACCUUCCGCUCUAGUUUUGCAAACCAGGUUCCCUCUAGUAUAAACUUUAGUUUAGCAACCAUCUGGGUUCGCAUUCAUAACUUGCCCUGGAGGUUUUUGGAACAUGAAUGGACAGCCAAAAUUUUAUCCCAUGUGGGAGUGGUCGAGGUUGUUGAAGAUACUGGACCCGGUUUGCCGCACGAAGCUUUCCUUCGUGCAAAAAUACUCGUGGAUUUAACGCGUCCACUUAUCCCAGGAUGUUUUAUGCCUCUUGAUGAUGGUCAGGUUGUGUGGGUGUAUUUUCGCUAUGAGGGGGUGUUUAAAUUCUGUAAACAGUGUGGGUGCGUAGGUCACCACACGGGGCAUUGUCCCAUGUCGGCGUACGAUGUUCACCACCUUAUUCAUCGACGUUUUUCGGAAUUCGAGCAUGAUGGGUUGACUCUAAUGUUUGGCCCUAUCGAGACACCACUAUACACAAAUCUUAUACGUGGUUUGCCGGAUAGGUUUGUUUACAGGAAUGCUCGUGUGGAUUUAACGAGAUUUGUGCCUGCCCAUGACCCGUACGUUUUUGGUGAAAGGCAUGUUUAG
Molecule: messenger RNA, 831 nt
Organism: Beta vulgaris subsp. vulgaris (sugar beet)
Lineage: Eukaryota; Viridiplantae; Streptophyta; Magnoliopsida; Caryophyllales; Amaranthaceae
Exons: 1
Coding region: 1-831 (276 amino acids)
Source: RefSeq, a predicted model, not a curated record